Molecule: messenger RNA, 2061 nt
Organism: Gavialis gangeticus (Gharial)
Lineage: Eukaryota; Metazoa; Chordata; Crocodylia; Gavialidae
Gene: SARS1
Product: seryl-tRNA synthetase
Exons: 11
Coding region: 58-1602 (514 amino acids)
Biological process (GO): seryl-tRNA aminoacylation
Cellular component (GO): cytosol
Molecular function (GO): serine-tRNA ligase activity; ATP binding; tRNA binding
Source: RefSeq, a predicted model, not a curated record
CGUGCGCCGAUUCCUCCUCCACGCUGACAGCCACCGGCACUCGCCGCUGCCGCCGACAUGGUGCUGGACCUGGACCUGUUCCGCGCCGACAAAGGCGGGGACCCCGCCGUGGUGCGUGACAUGCAGAUCAAGCGCUUCAAGGACCCGGGGCUGGUGGACGCUCUGGUGCAAGCGGACGCGGCCUGGCGGCGAUGUCGAUUUCGCACAGAUUACCUGAACAAACUGAAGAACCUUUGCAGCAAAACGAUAGGUGAGAAAAUGAAGAAAAAGGAGCCUGUAGGAGAUGAUGAGUCUCUACCAGAAAGUGCACAAAAACUUGAUGAUCUCACUGCAGACAUACUAGCGGGUCUUCGGGUAUCCCAGAUCAAGAAAGUUCGGAUUCUCAUUGAUAAUGCUAUCCUGAAGUGUGAUUCAGAGCGGGUGAAACUGGAAGCACAGAGGUUUGAAAACCUGCGAGAAAUUGGAAACCUCCUCCAUCCCUCUGUGCCCAUCAGCAACGACGAGGAUGUGGAUAACAAAGUAGAAAGGAUAUGGGGAGACUGCACAACGACAAAAAAGUACUCCCAUGUUGACUUAGUGGUGAUGGUGGAUGGCUACGAGGGAGAAAAGGGGGCCAUAGUAGCUGGAAGCAGAGGGUACUUCCUUAAGGGUGCCUUGGUCUUUCUUGAACAGGCUCUAAUUCAGUAUGCCCUGCAGACACUGGCAAAGAGUGGGUACACCCCCAUCUACACCCCCUUCUUCAUGAGAAAAGAGGUGAUGCAGGAGGUUGCUCAGCUCAGUCAGUUUGAUGAGGAGCUUUACAAGGUAAUUGGCAAGGGUAGUGAGAGAUCGGAUGACAGCUCCAUUGAUGAGAAGUACCUCAUUGCAACAUCUGAACAGCCAAUUGCAGCUCUCCACAGGGAUGAGUGGUUGAAGCCAGAGGAUCUGCCCAUCAAAUAUGCUGGGCUGUCUACAUGUUUUAGGCAGGAAGUUGGCUCCCAUGGCCGUGACACUAGAGGCAUCUUCCGCGUUCACCAAUUUGAAAAGAUUGAGCAGUUUGUCUAUGCGUCACCUCACGACAACAAGUCAUGGGAAAUGUUUGAUGAAAUGAUUGCAACUGCUGAGCAGUUCUACCAGUCGCUGGGCAUUCCUUACCAUAUUGUGAAUAUUGUCUCAGGCUCUUUGAAUCAUGCUGCCAGUAAAAAACUGGACCUGGAGGCUUGGUUCCCAGGCUCUGGUGCAUUCCGCGAGCUUGUGUCCUGCUCAAAUUGCACAGACUACCAGGCACGUCGGUUACGGAUUCGCUACGGUCAGACCAAGAAAAUGAUGGACAAAGUGGAGUUUGUACAUAUGCUGAAUGCCACCAUGUGUGCUACAACCCGCACUAUCUGUGCCAUCCUGGAGAACUACCAGACAGAAGAAGGGAUCAUCAUACCUGACAAACUGAAGGACUUCAUGCCACCAGAUCUAAAAGAAAUGAUUCGGUUUGUGAAACCUGCUCCCAUUGAUCAGGAACAGUCCAAGAAACAGAAGAAGCAGCAAGAGGGAGGCAAGAAGAAACCGGCUGGAGGUGACAGUGCCCUGGAACAGCAAAUGCAGACCAUGGGUGUAGAUGAUGCCUAACCCCACCUCAUCCCAUUGGCAGGCAGCCUGGUUUUAGCAAACCACUUCACUUGGCCUGAACUUGCCCAUGUGUAAUGUGCGGAAAAUACUGAUUUCACCUACCUUGCAGAGGAUCCAUCCAUGCCUGCCCAGCACUUUCAGCUGCAGCUAGGAGUGCUAGGCAAUAUUCUUCCCAGGAACCACGUCUCUUCAACUAUUAGGCAGAAUAUAUGGCUUCCUUGGAGACCCUCACCCCAAAUCUGACCAAAGGGGACAAAGUGGUGAUAUCAUAUUCAUCCUCAUGUAACAGAACACUGUUCCCCACCUGAAUAUCACAGGGUAAGAGAUAAAAAGGGAAAAAUAUGGAUAGGCUCUCAAGUUCCGUGUGCAGUUUUACUGUAUUGGUAAGCUAUUUGCAUGGAUGUAGGCUUUUAUCUUGGAUUCAGUACAAGGCAAUAAAUCAAACUAUUGAGAAAGCAA